This is a messenger RNA of Chara braunii, 2210 nucleotides long. The record is from the annotation of a GenBank genome assembly. Lineage: Eukaryota; Viridiplantae; Streptophyta; Charophyceae; Charales; Characeae.
CAGAAGCAGAAAAAGAAGAAGAAGAAGAAGCAGAGGUUCCCCCGCAAAGGAAUGUUAGGAGGGAAGAGAGAGGGGAAUCUAGUGAGGCCCAAUAAAGAAGAGCAAAAAUGGAAAAGAUGGUGAUGGAAUGGGUGGCCAACCUGGCCUCGGUGGAGGAAGAAGAAGCAUUAUUGCUUGUCCCUCAGGCAAGAGAAUUGGAAGCGGAGGAGAACCCCUUGCAGCGACAGACCAUAGAGGAGGAGAAAAAGUUGGAGUGGAAACUGCGCCUGGCAAGGGAGAGAAAGAGGCGAUUGGAGGCGGAUGAGACGAUGGAGAGGGACUUGAGGGCCGCCGAAGAACAAAGGGGGAAAUUAGCAGCACAGGCAGACCUCAAGCAGCAAAUACAAAUUUUAUCCCAGAAUAUGGAGGUAGUAUUGUGGGCUCAACAGGAACAACUGCAUUACUUAAGCGGCCACGAUAUUGCCUUGCAGUCCAUGCACACAAGUUUUAAAGAUUUUGUAAGAGACACGAUGAUAUGCGUGGACACUCAGUUGCAUGCUGCUAUGGAAGGCACUGAGAGGUUUUGCGUAGGCGCCAUAGAAGGCGCCAAGUUAGUGGCCCCCAGAGAGGAGGAAGCACGACCACGAAGAGAGCGUGUUAAAGUUAAGUUCCUUGAGCCGUAUAGGGGGAAGAAGGGCGAAGAUUUUGGCAAUUGGGAAGCCAAUAUUAAUUCAUACCUGCACUUGCAACAUAUCGUUAUCAAGAACCCAAAGAAAGAUGGGAAGCUAGAGAGAGUUAUCCAUUUCCUGACUCUCCUCGUAGAGGACAAUCUCCCGUUUGAUAUGGUCCUAGGAAUGGACAGGGGAGAGGCACCAGGAGCCACACUGCAUCUAAGAGAGCAUGAGUGUAGACAUCCUAGUCCGUCAGGUGGUGUCAAAAUGGCCCGCUUGUUCCAUGUGUCAGGAGUAGACAACCCUCUGGCACAUUGCUGUCUCAGUGCUCCCGUGUUCCCGCGACUAGUGAAAAAGGAGCAGUUACAAGAGCAGGUCUUUGUGUCCUAUGGUAGGCCAAUCAUUGAGCCUGAGAAAGAGGAACCAAUUGACCCGCUUAUUGCCAAGUUGUUGGAAGAGUACGCAGAUCUAUCAAAGGCCCCAUCAGGAGUAGUUUCGCAUCCUAUCCAACACUGCAUUCAGAUAGAGCCUGGCAGUAAGACUCCCAAAGGAGCAAUUCAUAGGAUGUCUCCUGAGGAGUUAGAGGAGCUGCGCAAGCAGUUAGAUGAGCUCCUCGAGAAAGUUGUUGACUUGGGUGUAGAGGCUGGGGAUGGAGGUUUGGAUUGUGGGGGUUACUGGGGUCCCGCUUUAGGACCUCCAGAAGAUGGAGGAAUGAUCAGGAGAGAACCACCUCUGCAUACUAGGUGGAUUGAUCGAGUAGCAGACAAAGUGAAGGAUGGGACGAAAGCUGAUACAAGGACGAAGGGAGGGAAGCGACACAAGGGAGAGAAAGGAGAGAAGGGCAUGGAGAAGGGAACCGUUCAUGUGCAUGAGCCGUUGGUGUUGGGUUCCGAUGAUAUUGAUUCAGGUAAUGGGGGGAAGGAACGUGUGUCUAAUCGGUUUCUGAUGAAAUAUGGAGAAAAUGCAGAGUUCAAUCAAUACUGGUUUUCAUCGGACACAAUCAAGGUGAUGCUGCGGGAGCUUGACGACGUUGCGACAAGCGUGGCCUUCCUGUCAACACCAAGCAUCUACUUCUCUCUUCAAAACCAGAACUUGAAGAGUAAGAGUUACAUUUUUGAUCUUGACACGAAGUUUGGUCGAGGUCGUAAUGUGAAUUUUGUUCGAUACGAUUUCAAUCGACCGACGGAUGUUCCAGACAACCUUCAUCAUAGCUUUGACUGUGUUGUGAUUGAUCCGCCGUUCAUAGCUGAAGAAGUAUGGGCAAAGUAUGCAGAAACUGCCAAACUUCUGCUUAUCCCGAAUGGGAGAGUUAUUCUGAGCACGAUUCCUGAAAAUGCGAUGUUUUUGAAGCGUAUGCUUGGCGUGGAGCCACAGUUGUUCCGCCCAUCGAUCCCCAAUCUCGUAUACCAAUAUGCCUUCUUUGUCAAUUAUGAGUCCCCUUAUUUCUCUGUAGUCAAUCCUGAAUUGCCCAGUCUUGAAACAUGACCUCUCUCUCUCUCUCUCUCUCUCUCUCUCUCUCUCUCUCUCUCUCUCUCUCUCUCUCUCUCUCUCUCUCUCUCU